AUGGCCUCUUAUCCCACCCUGAUCUUUUGCCCUGGGGCCUGGUACCCGCCCACGGCCUUUGAGCCCCUGAUCGCUCACUUCCCCGACCACACCACCCAUACCGUUGUAUUCCCCUCGAUCCAACAGGCCACCAGCGUCCAAGACCUACAGCCUGAUAUCGACGCGCUUCGAGCCCUGGUUGAGCAAGAAGCAAGCGCAGGAAAGGAUGUAGUCGUAAUAUCGCACAGCUGGUCCGGGCUGCCCGUAAACAGCGCUCUGGAUGGCCUCAGUAAGACCGAGCGACAAGCGGCAGGGGAGAAUGGCGGGGUAUCCAAAUUGAUCUUCAUUUCGGCGUUUAUCCCUGAUGUCGGCGAGAGCUUGAUCGGAGCCUUUGGUGGGGUUGCGCCUGACUGGUAUGACCGUGACGAAGCCAACGGCACUGUAAGUGCUGUUGAUCCAUACAGCCUCUUUUUCCAUGAUGUCCCCGAUGGAGAACAAUGGGCCCAGACCCUUCGUCCGCACGCCUGGGCGACUAAGAAUUCACCCGCCACCAGCACUGCUUAUGUCCCGAUUCCCAGUACCUAUCUGCUGUGUGAGAAUGAUCGUGCCAUCCCCCUCUUUGUCCAGGAGUUGAUGGUGGAGAAAGCUCGCGGGAAGGGCGCCCAGAUAACCACGGAGACCAUCGCUACUGGUCAUUCGCCGUGGCUGGUGGAUCCUGUGCCUGUGGCUGCUUUUGUGCAGCGAAGCCUGGUGUAG
Messenger RNA from Penicillium malachiteum, 735 nucleotides. Its product is annotated as alpha/beta hydrolase. Lineage: Eukaryota; Fungi; Ascomycota; Eurotiomycetes; Eurotiales; Aspergillaceae. The transcript is spliced from 2 exons. The coding region runs from base 1 to 735 and encodes 244 amino acids. The record is from RefSeq and is a predicted model, not a curated record.